Molecule: messenger RNA, 1353 nt
Organism: Pseudonaja textilis
Lineage: Eukaryota; Metazoa; Chordata; Lepidosauria; Squamata; Elapidae
Gene: DRC9
Product: dynein regulatory complex subunit 9
Biological process (GO): cilium organization; sperm axoneme assembly
Cellular component (GO): sperm flagellum; cytoplasm
Molecular function (GO): protein binding
Source: RefSeq, a predicted model, not a curated record
GCCCCUUCGGACGCUUUCUGGUAACCAUGGCGACCCCCUCUUUCCUGCGGAGGGAGUCCGGGGAAUCGUGGAUCUGGAUCAAGAACACAACCCCCAAGCUCCCUCCUCUGGACGCCGUUCGGCUUUCCGCUGUCCUGGAAGACUGCACUGACCAGCUGGCCAUCCUGGGCUACAUCAUGCCUGUUUCUUACGAGGGAAGGAAAGACGUGGAGGAUCUUGAUGAAAAAGGAAUGCAGGACAUCCUUGCCAGCCAACAAGAGCUGAGUGCGAAAUACAGGAACCUGAUGGACAAGAGAGCCGAAAGCCUGGCCAAAAUCCCGGCCGAGUUGGGAAAAAUAGCCGAAAUUCGGUGGCAGCUGUUGGACACCAGCUCUGACCUGAAGCGGUCCAACCAUCUCUUCACCAUGGCCACCAGGCAGAGCGUUUUGUCCACAGAUGUCCUCAAGAAAGUUCAGGUGGACAGGCAAUACUCGAGCAACGUCCUUGAAGGCACCAUGGAUGAGAUGUUGAUGCUGAGGACCUUCCGCACCCUGCAGCUGGCCGUGGCUCUGGAGAAGGACAAGAAGACCAACCUUCAGAACCUGGUCCUCAGGGAGGAGAUGGGAAGGAAGAAGAUCAAGAGCCUCCAGAAACAGCUUGGCGAGAUCAAGAAGGAAAAGGAUUACGAGCUGCAGAACCGGAAUGAGAUGAUUGCCUACCUCAAAGACCAGCUUCAGGAGAUGAAGGCCAAAACGGACAUGGAGAAUCGCUACGUCAAGAAGGACACCGAUCUCCAGGUGGCUCAAGUGCAGAAGAAGUGCUUUGCGACCGAGAACGAUCUGCAGAAUGAAAUUGAGAAGCUGCGAAACGAAAUGGAUCAAGAGAUCCGGAUCCACAUAGAAAUCGUGGCUUUCCUGAAGCAGCAGCAAACGAGCAUAGAAGAGAAGCUGGAAUACUGGAUGGAGAAGUACGAGAAGGAAACUGAGGCCAAGCAGCAGGCCCUCAACAACCUGAAGUCCUCCAGAGCGGCAGACCAGGCCGCUCUGAUGGAACUGGCCAAGCAGUGCCGGGCGUGCGAGCAAGCGAUCAUUGAGGACCGGAAGGAGAAAGAGAAUGCGAGGAAAAAGGUCGAGCAAGAUGCCCUGGAGAUGAAGAGCAUCUUGAAGCUGCAGUCGUGGUGGAGAGGCAUGAUGGUCCGUAGAUUCCUCGGUCCUUACAGAAACCUCAAGAAAAUGCUGGAGGAAGAGCCGGUCACCAAGGAGAAAGGGAAGAAAGGGAAAGCCGGGCCAAGGAGGAAGAAGUGACGGAGGAGCCUGUCCUGCCCUUCUCACAUCCAGCGUGGGUGCACCUUGUAUUGGCCCAGAGGAUUUGGAA